Molecule: messenger RNA, 2724 nt
Organism: Rubroshorea leprosula
Lineage: Eukaryota; Viridiplantae; Streptophyta; Magnoliopsida; Malvales; Dipterocarpaceae
Source: the annotation of a GenBank genome assembly
AGGGUAGUUGGGACUGGUAGAAAAGAGAGAGCCGUUGUCGGCUUGGAAGACUCGCACACUAGUCUUAACGUGCAUUUUGGGUUAUUUGUUCUUGUAAACCUGCCAUCACAAAGGCUCUCUUUGUUAUUUCUGAAAACUUGCAAAACAAUGGGCAUUCGAUUUUUAAAGUUUAUUAUCAUCAUCCUCUUACAGCUUUUCUUCUCUAGUUUCUUAUAUGGAACAGAUAUCAUCACCUCAUCCCAAAAUCUUAGUGAUGGCGGAACCUUGGUUUCUAGUGAUGGAAACUUUGAACUGGGCUUCUUCAGUCCUGGAAGCUCUGGCAAGAGCCGUUACUUGGGAAUUUGGUACAGGAAUAUUCCAGUUCAAAAUGUUGUUUGGGUUGCUAACAGGUGCAACCCAAUAAAUGACUCGUCUGGUGUUUUGAUGAUAAACAACACCGGUAAUCUGGUACUCCUCAACCAAAGCAGGAGUGUUGUUUGGGCAUCAAACUCAAAGAAAGAAGCUCAAAACCCAGAAGUGCAGCUCCUGGAUUCUGGAAAUCUUGUUCUACAAGAUAGAAUUGCUGGUAAACCAACACUUAUGUGGCAAAGCUUCGACUACCCCACUGAUUCUUGGCUGCCAGGGAUGAAAUUUGGAUGGGACUUAAGCACUGGUCUUAAUCGACGACUUUCAGCAUGGAAUUCGCCGGAUGAUCCCUGUCCUGGAGACUUAACUUACGGAAUAGAGCUAUAUGGUUUUCCUGAUCUUGUCAUGCGGAAAGGCUCAAGAAAGUAUUCCCGGACAGGGAGUUGGAAAGGCAUCGUAACUAAUCAGUUUAUUACAACCACUGCCAUCUCAAAUGAACAGGAGUUUUGCUUAAUCUAUUACCCCAAGACCAAAUCAGUAAUCACAAGGCUUGUUUUGAACAAAACUUCCAGUAAGGCAGAGCACAUCAUAUGGAAUGAAGAAGGUAGAACUUGGACGGUGUACAGCCAAUUUCCAAGUGAUGACUGUGACAACUAUGGGAGUUGUGGAGCAUAUGGGAACUGUGUCAAUACAGAAAUACCGCCUUGUCAGUGUUUGAAAGGUUUCAAGCUAAAAUCACAGGAAUUGAACUCAGUGGACUGGUCUCAGGGCUGUGUGCGCAAUAACUCAUUAGACUGUCAAAAAGGAAACGGAUUUAAAAAAUUUGGUAGGUUGAAAGUGCCUGAUGCUGAACAUUCUUGGGUGAAUGAAGGUAUGAAUCUCCAUGAGUGUAGGGCUAAAUGCUUAGAGAAUUGUUCUUGUAUGGCCUAUACAACCUUGGAUAUUAAAGAAGACAGAGGCUGUGUAAUUUGGUUUGGUGAUCUAAUUGAUCUUAAAUUUUUCCCAUCUGCUGGACAGGAUUUAUAUAUUCGAAUGUCAGCUGCUGAUUCAGACCAUGAAGAGACAAAAGGCAACACUAAAAUGAAGGCUGCACUAAUAACUGCAGCUGCCAUUCUUGUAGUUAUUAGUGUUGUUGUAAUCACCUACUACAUUCGCAAGAGCCAUCGCAGCGUAGAAGAAAGAGAAAUUUUCCGGCGCAAUGAAAGGCAAAAUGAAGAUUUAGAACUCCCAUUUUUUGAAUUUGUUGUAAUAUCCAAAGCCACCAAUGAUUUCUCUUCCAACAAAAAGCUAGGAGAAGGUGGCUUCGGGCCUGUAUACAAGGGUACUUUGCCUGAUGGAAAAGAAGUUGCGGUGAAGAGGCUCUCAAGAAGUUCUGGACAAGGAAUAGUGGAGUUCAAGAAUGAAGUAGCACUUAUAGCCAAACUUCAACAUCGGAAUCUUGUAAAGCUUUUAGGAUGCUGCAUUCAAGGGGAGGAGAAAAUGUUAAUUUACGAAUACAUGCCUAAUAAAAGUUUGGACCACUUCAUUUUUGAUGAUACAAGAAGGAAUCUAUUAGAUUGGUCAAGGCGUUUUCACAUUAUUUGUGGAAUAGCUAGAGGGCUUCUUUAUCUACAUCAAGAUUCUAGAUUGAGGAUCAUCCAUAGAGAUAUCAAAGCUAGCAAUGUUUUGCUUGAUAAUGAAAUGAACCCCAAAAUUUCAGAUUUCGGUUUGGCCAGAACAUUUGCAGAACAAUCAGAUGCGAAAACAAAUAGAGUGGUUGGAACCUAUGGUUAUAUGGCACCGGAAUAUGCCAUUAAUGGACAAUUCUCAGUAAAAUCUGAUGUUUUCAGUUUUGGCAUAUUGUUGCUCGAGAUAAUAAGUGGAAAGAAGAAUAGAGGGUUUUACCAUCUCAGCCAGAAUAUUAACCUUAUUGGACAUGCAUGGAGAUUGUGGAAAGAAGGACAUCCUCUAGAACUGAUUGAUUCGUUUGUAAAAGAAUCUUGCACUCUAUCCGAAGUAUUAAGGUGUAUCCAUGUUGGUCUCUUAUGUGUUCAACAACAUUCCAAAGAUAGGCCGAGUAUGUCAUCUGUGGUUUUGAUGCUGGGUAGUGAAAAUAAAUUGGUACAACCCAAAGAACCUGGUUUUCUUUUUGUAGAGAAAUGCCCUGAAAUAGAUCCCUUAUUCACUAAAGUUGAAUCAAGUUCAACAAAUGAAAUUAGUCUCUCAAUGUUGGAGCCUCGAUAAAGAUUACUUGAACGUUGUAUACCUCUUGCUACUUAUGUUAUUUAAUGUUAUUCACGAAUGCUUGCCAUGUAGCCUUAACCAUUAUUUGUACAAAAUUAAUAGUGAUACUUAUCUUGUUUGAUCCUUCAUUGCCCAACAUAAAUUCAUAAAUUACUC